Molecule: messenger RNA, 927 nt
Organism: Astyanax mexicanus (Mexican tetra)
Lineage: Eukaryota; Metazoa; Chordata; Actinopteri; Characiformes; Acestrorhamphidae
Gene: timm8b
Product: translocase of inner mitochondrial membrane 8 homolog B (yeast)
Exons: 2
Coding region: 111-395 (94 amino acids)
Source: RefSeq, a predicted model, not a curated record
GACGAUACCGGUGCGCGCCGGGUAGUGUGUGGUGUGGUGUGGUGUUUUACCCUUGCCGCGGUCUCUCCUUCACUCCCGGUACAGGAUUCAGCAGCGCGCGGGGCAGAGUCAUGGCGGAUUUCAGCGGGUUUGAUAUGCCGGACUCCGGUUCCGCGGAGAAAGCCGAGGCGGCGGAGCUGCAGAGGAUGCUCGCGGUGGAGCAACAGAAAGCCCAGUUCCAGGCUCAGGUGCAUAACUUCACAGACGUGUGCUGGGACAAAUGCAUGGAUAAGCCCAGCUCCAAGCUGGACUCUCGGACGGAGGCGUGUCUGGUGAGCUGUGUGGAGCGCUUCAUCGACACCACCCUGGCCAUCACCAACCGCUUCUCACAGAUGGUCCAGAAGGGCACACAUUGACCCACCUGAGGAGGGACUGUUUAGAGGAGGCAUGUCUGUUCAUCUGUUUACCCUUUACCUCGAAGGGAGGCUGAAUCUCAAAUUUGCUCCAUGCUCCCUGAAUAGUGCUCUUGAUUAUAGGCUGCUGAUUCUACAUCAUGCACUGAAACUGCAGUAGGGAUCUGUUUGGGAUUCAGACUCUUUGUUUGCUGUUGGUCAUCAUGUGAUGGAAGAAGUCUGAUGUUCUACCUGGGUUCUACAUGUUGAUCACCCGAUGUUUUUCUCCUCUUGUUUCCUUUAAUCACGUCUGAUGUCCCAGGCAGGACACAUAGGGGACGGUUCCCAACAGACCCUGCAAUAGUAGUGAAAUAUCUGUGUUAUAAGGAUACUCAAGGAUGCCCUUGUUAUAAUGUAUAAUGUAAAGCAGGCAAGUUAUCCUGCAGAACACUCUAGGAUGAAAAAUUGUUAUAAAACUAUAAGAUUAAAUAAUGAUAAGUAUAAAACAUGUGGAACGACUAGUUAUACAUGUUUAAUAAUAAACUGUUGAGUUAAA